Messenger RNA from Diospyros lotus (date-plum), 1853 nucleotides. Its product is annotated as protein GRAVITROPIC IN THE LIGHT 1-like. The record is from RefSeq and is a predicted model, not a curated record. Lineage: Eukaryota; Viridiplantae; Streptophyta; Magnoliopsida; Ericales; Ebenaceae. The coding region runs from base 281 to 1771 and encodes 496 amino acids. Gene Ontology annotation, biological process: response to red or far red light; negative gravitropism. The transcript has 3 exons.
AAUGGAAAUGGUGGGUGGCCAUACUUUUCUCAUACUCGCUGCUUACACAAACCUAGAGCCAGGAAAAUCAUUCACUCAAUGAUUCAUAUGCGUUAGGCACAAAUGAGAGCCUUGCUUUUGUCUUCUUUGGGGCUCAGAUUUUACCCUUUUUAACUCUGGGCAUUGCCCUCCAACAUCUAUAUAAGUAGAGCCCUCUGGAAGACACUACUGUGGCCAUCUAGCUUAGCAUUCUGAAUAUUCCUUCGAUCAUUUUAUAUAUACAUACAUAUAAUCCCGAGCCAUGUUAGCUUCCAUGCUGUUUCGAUCCUUUCGAGGUGACAAUUCGAGAAAGAAGAAAAGCCAAAUCCAUGCAAAAACAGAAGAGCCCAACCGGCAAAACUUCUCGACCGGCAUUCUAUUCAACGGCGAUUCCGCGCCGAAGAAACCAGGGUUGUCAUUCCGAUCCGACAGCCACCACGACAUAUGUGCCAAGGCGAAGAAGACAAGCAGCAAAGUUUCGAGUUUCACUAACUUGAUCCAACGGGUCACCGGCUCCUGCUUGACCCAACCACAACCUGUAUACGACUCCGAAGACGACAAGUACAGAACCGACGAGGGAGAAAACCGGGAGACAGACAUAGAAAUGGAGAUAUUGAUAGGGGAAGUGUUUGAGGCGAUUUCAGCGAUGAGGAGGGCAUAUGCGAGCAUGCAGGAGGCACACUGCCCGUGGGACGAGGACAAGAUGAUGUGCGCGGACAUGGCAGUGGUGGCGGAGUUGAGGCGACUGGGGGAGUUGAGGGAGAGGUUUGGGAGGCGAAAGGGGAUGGCUGCGAGGUUAAGGAAGGCGGCGGUGGAGGACCUCAAGAGGCUGGUCAAGGCCGAGGAAGCUGGGGUUGAGAAGCUGAGAGCGGAGUUGUGGGCAGCCGUCAAGGGAAGGUCUGAUCAUUCUUGGCGAAAAGUCAAUCGCCAUUACGCUUCAGUUGCGCCGGCGCCGGAGCUAUUCAAGGCCACCAUGACAAUGGCGGCCACACCAACACCCGAGCUAUUCGAAGCCACAAUGGCCAUGGUGAUAGAUGCAUCCAAGUCCUUCACGAAACAACUUCUCUCACUCAUGCACGCUGCCAACUGGGACAUGGGGGCGGUCGUCAGAUCCAUUGAAUCUGCCACCAACGCCGCCAUUCCUAUCCAGACAGACGCUGCCGUCAUCGGAGCUAACCACGCCAAGUACGCCUUAGAAUCCCACGUGAGCCGCAAAAUCUUCCAAGGCUUCCACCACGAAACCUUCUACAUCAGCGACAAUCUCUCCUACUUCCUCCACCCGGACCAGCUCCGCUACCAAUUCUUCGCCCAGUAUCAAGAAAUGGAGGCCAUUGACCCCAUCGAGCUCCUCCAAGUCCUACCCACCACCUCCCACUUUAGCAAGUUUUGCUCUAACAAGUACCUCGCCAUCGUCCACCCCAAGAUGGAGGAAUCUCUGUUCGGAGACUUGGAGCAGCGCCGCCAGGUGGUCGUGGGAAACCACCCACGGAGUCCCUUCUACGGCGAGUUCGUAGGGUUGGCGAAGGCGGUGUGGAUGCUCCAUUUGUUGGCUUUCUCUCUGGAUCUACCGCCGAGCCACUUUGAAGCUACUCGGGGCGCCAAGUAUAAUCCGCAGUACAUGGAAAGCGUUAUUAGAUUUCUGAGCGGGCGUGGCGGAGCGGGUCAGGUCGUGGGUUAUCCAGUGACUCCUGGAUUCAAACUUGGAAACGGGUCAAUUAUCAAGGCUAGGGUCUACGUUUUACCUAGCACAUAAAACGUGGCCGAGUCGGGUGGGUAUGAAAAGUUGUGGUAGCAUGGUGGAGCUAGGGUUACUAAAGUUGCGUACGCUUUAUUGU